GCCCCGGCCCCUGGGGUGUCCCCCCGCCACGGCCCAGCCCCGCCACACCCCCCGCCCGCGGCCUCCGCAGCUCGGCAUGGGCGCGGGGGCGCUCGCCCUGGGCGCCUCCGAGCCGGGCAACCUGUCGUCCGCCGCGCCGCUCCCCGACGGCGCGGCCACCGCGGCGCGGCUGCUGGUGCCGGCGUCGCCGGCCGCCUCGCUGCUGACCCCGGCCGGGGAGGCCGCCGCGCCGCUGUCGCAGCAGUGGACGGCCGGCAUGGGCCUGCUGAUGGCGCUCAUCGUGCUGCUCAUCGUGGCGGGCAACGUGCUGGUGAUCGUGGCCAUCGCCAAGACGCCGCGGCUGCAGACGCUCACCAACCUGUUCAUCAUGUCCCUGGCCAGCGCGGACCUGGUCAUGGGGCUGCUGGUGGUGCCCUUCGGGGCCACCAUCGUGGUGUGGGGCGGCUGGGAGUACGGCUCCUUCUUCUGCGAGCUCUGGACCUCGGUGGACGUGCUGUGCGUCACGGCCAGCAUCGAGACCCUGUGUGUCAUCGCCCUGGACCGCUACCUCGCCAUCACGUCGCCCUUCCGAUACCAGAGCCUGCUGACGCGCGCGCGCGCGCGGGCUCUCGUGUGCACCGUGUGGGCCAUCUCGGCGCUGGUGUCCUUCCUGCCCAUCCUCAUGCACUGGUGGCGGGCCGAGAGCGACGAGGCGAACCGCUGCUACGAGGACCCCAAGUGCUGCGAUUUCGUCACCAACCGGGCCUACGCCAUCGCCUCGUCGGUCGUGUCCUUCUACGUGCCCCUGUGCAUCAUGGCCUUCGUGUACCUGCGGGUGUUCCGCGAGGCGCAGAAGCAGGUGAAGAAGAUCGACAGCUGCGAGCGCCGCUUUCUGGGGGGCCCCGCGCGGCCGCCCUCGCCCGCGCCCUCGCCGGGGUCCCCGCGCCCCGCCGCCGCGCCGCUGGCCAACGGGCGCACCAGCAAGCGGCGGCCCUCGCGCCUGGUGGCCCUGCGGGAGCAGAAGGCGCUCAAGACGCUGGGCAUCAUCAUGGGCGUGUUCACGCUGUGCUGGCUGCCCUUCUUCCUGGCCAACGUGGUGAAGGCCUUCCACCGGGACCUGGUGCCCGACCAGCUCUUCGUCUUCUUCAACUGGCUGGGCUACGCCAACUCGGCCUUCAACCCCAUCAUCUACUGCCGCAGCCCCGACUUCCGCAGGGCCUUCCAGCGCCUGCUCUGCUGCGCGCGCCGGGCGGCCUGCAGGGGCCACGCGGCCACCGGGCCCCGGGCGCGCGCCGCGGGCUGCCUGGCCGGGAACGGGCCGCCGCCCUCGCCCGGAGCCGCUUCGGACGACGAGGACGACGACGUCGGGGCCGCGCCCCCCGCGCGCCUCCUGGAGCCCUGGGCGGGCUGCAACGGCGGGGCGGCGGCGGAUAGCGACUCCAGCCUGGACGAGCCCCGCCGGCCCGGACGCUCCUCCGAAUCCAAGGUGUAGGGCCGGG
Molecule: messenger RNA, 1478 nt
Organism: Talpa occidentalis (Iberian mole)
Lineage: Eukaryota; Metazoa; Chordata; Mammalia; Eulipotyphla; Talpidae
Gene: ADRB1
Product: adrenoceptor beta 1
Exons: 1
Coding region: 77-1471 (464 amino acids)
Biological process (GO): norepinephrine-epinephrine-mediated vasodilation involved in regulation of systemic arterial blood pressure; adenylate cyclase-activating adrenergic receptor signaling pathway; positive regulation of heart rate by epinephrine-norepinephrine
Cellular component (GO): membrane
Molecular function (GO): beta1-adrenergic receptor activity
Source: RefSeq, a predicted model, not a curated record